CUGUUCGCACCCAACUAGUCAGUCCCUACAUUGUCUUGAUUUCAGUUAAACUAUAAAACUGAAUUGUCUGAACGUAAAGGGUUAGCAUGCAUAUCUCUCCAGCUCGUCGAAUUAUUUUAGAGAUUGCAUCCCCAACUUUUUUCCCUUAUGAAAGAAGUGGAUCACGUAAUGUUCUGCAAUUGUUCGACGCUAGACCAGCAGCGACAAACAUUAAGACCUUGUUUCUGGGGUGUGAGGAUCUUCAAAAAGCUUUGGAGACAACUGUUUCUCAGUCUAUGAAUCCAAGAACACUGCAUUACCAUAUCACUGGAACUUGCUUAACAAACAUUGCAAGAAAUGUUUUGAUGGUGAAAAUAAUUUCAUCGCCUGAGUUCGACCCUGUGAAAAAUGAAGAUCUCGAAUAUAUAUGGGAAGUCUGGUAUGGUGUGUAUUGGAGCAGCCCAGAGAUGAGUUUGAGAUUCAAGACUGAUAUUAAGGAUCUCUUGAAUGGCAAUCUUCCUGCAAAUAUGGAGGUCCACCCUGGUAAAUGCCUCCAAUCACUCAAAUGGGUGUGGAAAGAGUGGUUGUUGUUGGUCGAUUCCAAGAAAUCUGACAAUAUUGAAGCUAUACUUCAUGCCAGGUCAGCUGCAAAUAGGGCUGGUUGGUGUGCAGGUCUGUCUAAAGACAUGACAGAAGAGGAACAAGAUUUUGAGCUAGUUCGUCGUAUAGCUGUUCAUAUGGGGGUAGAGCACUUUCCGGAGCCUAUAAAAACUGCCGUAAUUUUCGAAGCCCAUAAUUUUUUUUUCGAACUGGACAACGGCAUCCCGGGUGGAUGUAAAGGGAAAUUCAUUAACCCGACACUAUUAGAGACGAAAAGCAAGCGCUGGAUUGUGCAUCAUACCGUUUCUCCUUUCAACAGCUAUCUUCCAUUGCCUCUUAAUAAUGCAUUAGAUCCGCAUAAGGCCGCUGAGGGCUGUGCGGUAACACACUACUGCCAAAAUGUGUUGCUGAACCAGCUGAUUCUGUAUCGACAGAAAAUGGAAAAGAUCAAGUGGGUUCUACACAUGGGAGAUCCUAUUGAACUCUGCUUCACAUUGACGGAAAUAUUUGACGUUAUUGACUGUUCUGGAUUGUCGGAUGAAGUUGGACUAGCUAACAUGCUCAGCGCUGCCGGGAAAAGACUUAGUGAAGAAGCUGAAUCUGUCAUAUUUGUGGAAACCAGUUCAUGGUCGAAGUUUGCCCCAACUGUCGUCUGUUACGUUGAAGAAGCUCUUUGCGCACCCCUCGCCAUGCUGCCGACUGUCUACGGCCUGAGAUUAGCUGAUCCACUCCCUAUUGGCUCUUCAGUUCGACCCGAAAGUUCAACCAACACAACUGUCUGCCUUAUCUGGAAAAGGACUCAAUCAUACGAGAACGUGCGACCGAAUUACUUGGCAUCCUUAAACCCAUGGUUAAAACGUUUGGCUUAUCGCUGUUUCUCACCCAAUCAACAGCAACAAACACUGGAUGAUAUAUGUGGAACGGAAUGCUACACUCCAAUGACUUUCUUUUACAUAGCUGGAUCAGCGGCCCAGCGGAUGAAUAGGGGAUUUGAUGGCUUCAGGCAAGUUCAAGAACUCUCCACAGAAUUGGACCCGUGCAGCCUAUUGACCUGGCGAACGUUUUCCCAAUGGGUGUGGCUUUCCAUGUUCCCUCGCAUUGCAGAUGCUCAUCUAGACCCAGAAGCAGCCGAUCGUAUCCGCCAACAUCUUGCUCAAAUGGCGGCUGUUUUGCUGUUUUCAGCCAGGGUGUCUUUCGAUCGUAUAGAGAUGAAAGCAUUCUAUGAAGCCAAAACCAAAUCGAUGGGACAACCGAAACUCCGUCUGAUUUUGUUACCUCACGUCGUUUAUGGAGAUUUGCCCAUGGACAAGCCACUGGACAUUUCCCAAUAUGCCUCAGUGGCUCAUUGCAUUGACAAUAUCCUUCUGCAUUUCAACAAAAAUUAUACUUCUGGCUGGGUUACAGUGUCAUUUCCCCUCAUAGCCGACCAUGGAUUAAGUGAAACUCAUAGUGGAGUCAUCGUCGAUAUUCAAACGGGACUGCCACUCAUCCCCCUUGGUCCUGUGCGUUCACUUCAAACGGAACCGUUCACUCAGUCAUAUCCCUUUGCUGAUCCUGGGCACACUUUGCCGGAUGAACUCGCUGACCCAACACCCUUGGACUCUAUUCCUUCCAUGUCAAUAGUUGACUGCCUUGAGACGGAAUCGCAGUACAUCGUCACUAUCUAUUGUUGCUAUAAAGAUGAACGAGAAGGCGAAGGGCCAUUGCAAUUUGUUCCGGGUCUCUCUUGGAUUAUGGACCAUCAACCGCCUUGUGAGUCUGUUCACCACAUCACCCUGAUAAUGGACCAACCGUUUGAUUCGCAAACGUUGACGUUCGCAGUGCCAUUUCCUUUCAUUGCCGAGACAGUAGUGGCUAUGCCUUACAAACCCGGUGAGAUUCGGCUGUUUUUCGAAAAGGCUGUCUAUGAGCCAUGGCCUGCUCAAUUCAUCAGUCGAGCGGACAGAGUUAUUGGGGAUUUUUUGCUUAGAGAUUUGGAUAUUCAUCUUGAGCAACAAUUUGACAACAUUCCAACAUCAUCUUCGAAUGCUCUGCAUCAAAUUCGAUUGAUGAUAUCUUGCUUGUUUCGUCUUGUUGUAAAGGACAAUCACACUUUCUUUAUGAUCGCAGAACUAAAUGCGCCAUCUAGUGACGACGAUUCGAGUGAACCGGAUUGGUACCUCCGAAUUCAUUUGCCAAUCGUGUCCAAUAAAACUGGCAGCCCCAUGUUGAUGCUAUCAGCUUUCGACAGCAGCUUAGCCCCGAAACUAGUUCACAGGGGGAAGAUGUCGAUUCACGACAUAAAUGCGGAUUUCCAGCGAAUUUAUACGGAUGAUGCCAAUAAGGAGACGAGGUCUAUUCCUUGUUUCGUAACUUCUACAAGAGAAGAAAGUCGACUGCUUCGCUAUAUUUUGCGACUCAAUUCGACAAAAAUUGGCAAAGAUAUUCAAGAAUAUGAGGCCAUCCCAUUUUGGCCUUUUGGAGAAAACAGUCCUUGGCUGGCCACGUUUCUAUCUCCUUGCUAUGCGGACCAACCUCGUCCUGUUUCAGACAUUUGGAGCCAACUGUUACUUAAGAAUGAAGGAAAACGUGGCGAAAAACACAAACAACUCGAAGAUAUUACCGAGCAUCAAUACAUUUGUGCCAGUUGCCAUCAAUCAACGAAGAAAGCGAAAAGAUGUGGUCGUUGUAAAGCCGUUCACUAUUGUGAUGCUGUCUGCCAGAGAAAGAAUUGGACCAAACAUAAAAGGAUUUGCACUCAAGCUGAAAGUAAUUAAUAUUCAAUUCUUUUCCCGUUACUCUUCAAUUUCUAAUGUUCUCACUUGUAUUCAGUGAUGAUUCGUUUUUUUCUUUAUGGUUUUUUUUCGUCAAGUAAUUCGUUAUUAAUUAUUAACAACCCUUUGUUGCUGUUUAGUUUGACUAGAGGUUUUCUUUAUAAACAAGGAUGUAUUCCG
Messenger RNA from Daphnia carinata, 3512 nucleotides. RefSeq lists its product as uncharacterized. The transcript is spliced from 5 exons. Gene Ontology annotation, molecular function: DNA-binding transcription factor activity, RNA polymerase II-specific. The record is from RefSeq and is a predicted model, not a curated record. NCBI's taxonomy places the organism in Eukaryota, Metazoa, Arthropoda, Branchiopoda, Diplostraca, Daphniidae. Gene Ontology annotation, biological process: regulation of transcription by RNA polymerase II. Gene Ontology annotation, cellular component: nucleus. The coding region runs from base 87 to 3335 and encodes 1082 amino acids.